UUGUUGUUGUUUCUGUACCUGUAAAAUCAAACGCAGUCAUUCCAUCUUGCACUUUUGAUUUUAUUUUCCAGUAUCCAGUCAUGAUUUGUCUGCAGUAAUCCGCCAAAUUUAUCUAUGUGUUAUGUUGUAAAAAAAGAAAUUGUCAAUUUUAUAUGAUCCGUACAUCUGGUUUAUUUUAUGCUGUAUAUCCUUUGAAAGAUCAUCAUGAGCAAUGUAUCCUCACCGAGUAGCACUGAUGGGUAUUCUGUUUCAUAUGAAAAGCAGAAGAGAAUAUUCAAGAUAAUUGUUAUUGGUGAUUCCAAUGUUGGAAAAACUUGCUUAACAUACAGGUUCUGUGGUGGAAAGUUUCCUUUGCGAACAGAAGCUACUAUUGGAGUUGAUUUUCGAGAAAGACAAGUUAUUGUUGAUGAUGAACCAAUAAAGCUGCAACUCUGGGACACUGCUGGUCAGGAACGCUUUCGAAAAAGCAUGAUUCCCCAUUACUAUCGAAAUGUACAUGCCGUAGUUUUUGUCUAUGAUGUAACGAAAAUGGUUUCUUUCCAAAAUCUCUCUCACUGGAUUGGUGAAUUCAAUAUGUAUCAAGGUCAGUGUGCAGAUAUUCCAAAAAUAUUAGUUGGGAAUAAAUGUGACUGCAAAUCUACUAUAGCUGUAAGUACUAAUAUGGCACAGAAGUUUGCAGAUAGUCAUGACAUGCCGUUGUUUGAAACUUCUGCUACCGAUGAUAAUGAAGCAGAUCACGUUGAUGCUAUUUUCAUGACUUUAGCUCAUAAACUGAAAAAUCACAAACCAAUGAUGACACCUAGUUCAUCAAGAAGUUUUAGCAGUAGGAAUUCAAGACCAGCUCUGCAAUUAGAUUACAAAAAAUAUGGAGAAAGUGAAUCUGAUUCCAACAAAUUUGGCUGUUGCUAGUUGCUUUGUGAAGAAAUGAUUCUUCACACCUAAAACUUUUAUAUUAUAUUAAUACUCAAAUUUUAAAUUUUGAUAUCCUGUUAGCAGCUGUUUACAUGACAUUCUUUUGUUAUUGUAGAUCUUGUAUGUAAUGUAAUAUAAUAAUGAAUUCCAUGUUUUGUGGUUGUGUGAUGUAUAAAGGCUUCUGUCAUUGAUGUUAUCUUAGAAUAAAUUAUUUGUAUCUGUAAAGUUUGAUUUCUGUCAAUUCAAUGAGCUGCUUAUUUAUUUCUUUUUUAAUGUUACAUGUAACUUGCAGACAAUGUCUUAUAGCUAAUGCAAAAAUGUAAAUCUUACGGAUUGCUCCGAAAUUAUGCAGUCUGAAACCAUAAACCCAAUGUAUAAAAUUGUUGUAAUUUAUAGAUUGCUGUGCAGUAUAUAUUAAAAACUUUUU
Messenger RNA from Uloborus diversus, 1339 nucleotides. RefSeq names its product putative Ras-related protein Rab-33. Gene Ontology annotation, cellular component: endosome; Golgi apparatus. The record is from RefSeq and is a predicted model, not a curated record. Gene Ontology annotation, biological process: Rab protein signal transduction. NCBI's taxonomy places the organism in Eukaryota, Metazoa, Arthropoda, Arachnida, Araneae, Uloboridae. The coding region runs from base 205 to 909 and encodes 234 amino acids. Gene Ontology annotation, molecular function: GTPase activity; GTP binding. The transcript is spliced from 3 exons.